AUGAGAAAAGAAAUUGAGGAGCUGAUAAAAGCAGGCUGCAUGAAACAACUGGUGGGGCGAAAGGAUUCAGAUGAAGCUAGAACUUCUAUAACGCGUGAUGAUGAAGGAAAGGAAAUUGAAGCUGCAGAAAAGACAGGGGAGAAAGGGGGAGAAAUUAAAGGGCGAAUCCAUUCCAUUUUUGGAGGAUUUCAUGGCGGCGGGGUAACAAAUUCAGCUUGUAAAUCGUAUGUUCAUUCUAUGAACGCAGUAUAUUCCAAUGAUUGGGGAAGUUGUGGAAUCAAUCAGCCCGACAUCACUUUCAAUGUUCGAGAUUUUGAAGGGGUUCAACCUCAUGAAGAUGAUACGAUUGUAGUAAUGCCGAAGAUUGUUGAUUAUGAUAUUGAAAGGGUAGUGUUAGAUCAAGGUAGCUCAACAGAUUUGAUUUAUGGUGACGCUUUUGAAAAACUUGGGCUGACAGAAUCUGAUUUGUUACCUUAUGAUGGGGCGUUGAUUGUAUUUUUUGGGGAAAAUGUAUUUGUUAGAGGUUAUGUGGAGCUAAGUACAAUUUUUGGUGAAGGUAAGAAUGCAGAGUCCUUCGCCAUCAAGAUUCUGGCGGUGAAGUGUACUUCGCCCUAUAAUGUACUCAUUGGAAGAUCGUCAUUGAAUAGGCUUGGGGCGAUCAUCUCAUCGAGGCAUUUAACGACUAAGUAUCCUUUGAGUAAAGGGGGCGUAGGGAUUUUAAAGGCUGAUCAAGUUGUAGCCCGAAAGUGUUAUUCAGUAAGCUUCAAGCAGUAUGGUCACAUGGGAAAGAAGGUAGUAAAAGAAGGGCAUCGUGUGUAUGAAGUCAAUAUAGAUCAGACUGGAGUUAAUUUGGACCCUCGAGAUGGAUCCUAUAUCACAAGAUGA
Messenger RNA from Lotus japonicus, 885 nucleotides. RefSeq lists its product as uncharacterized. Lineage: Eukaryota; Viridiplantae; Streptophyta; Magnoliopsida; Fabales; Fabaceae. The record is from RefSeq and is a predicted model, not a curated record. Bases 1 to 885 code for a protein of 294 amino acids. The transcript has a single exon.